CCCGGAUAAUGCUAUCAACAAGCCAGGAGAACCACUCUGGUGUUAUCGCUGCUUUAAGACUAAGGAGUUGCUUAAAUUAAAUAUUAGUGCGCAGUGCGGUAUCUUUAUUUGUUAGCUUACUUCCCCACUAGUGUAGAAUACUAAGCUAACGGUAUUUUACCUCAACCGGUAGCUUGCUAUUAGUGCUGCUUUGUUGACGCCUAGCUGCAGAGAGGAAUCUGAAGCUGUCAGCCAGCGUUGGAGGGACCUGAGUGAUUAUGGCCGACCCUGCACGGAUCAAACCUGAGGCUAAACAUGAGAGAACAACGUCUGCUAACGAGGAGCAUCCUAAAUCAGAGGACACCAGAGAUGUAUCUGUCACAGCAAAACCUGCAGAUGUAAACAAAGAGUCGUCCUCGCAAGAUCAGGCCAAAGAGGAGGGGAAAGCUGAUAUGGCAGCUGGGGAAGAUGAUGAAGAAGGAAGCGCUUCCAAAAGACUGAAGAUGGAACCAGAGAAGAAGAAGGAGAGGCGCCAAAAGGUUGACGAGGAUGAAAUACAAAAGAUGCAAGUGUUGGUGUCAUCCUUUUCUGAAGAGCAGCUAAAUCGCUAUGAGAUGUACAGACGUUCUGCCUUCCCCAAGGCAGCUAUUAAGAGGCUGAUCCAGUCCAUAACAGGAUCAUCGGUGUCCCAGAAUGUGGUGAUUGCCAUGUCGGGUAUUUCCAAGGUUUUUGCUGGAGAAAUAGUUGAGGAAGCAUUGGACGUUUGUGAGAAGUGGGGAGAGACACCACCGCUUCAGCCCAAGCAUAUGAGGGAAGCAGUGAGGAGGUUGAAGAGCCGAGCGCAGAUCCCCAACACGAAGUAUAAGCAAAUUCUCUUUCACUGAGGUACCCCUGCUCUGGAUUGCAUGGGGCACGUGACUGGGAUUCCAACAGUGGUGCCAUAGCUUGUGGAAAAACCUGAGUCAAAAUCAGUGACCGGAGUAUUGAAGAAUGGUCAAUUCAAGCAAGAUCAGGAGGCUCUCUUACAUGAUAUCACAACUGUCUAAGUCCUCUCUGAGCUGCCUUUCACCUCUGUUUGAUGCAAAUAGUGUGACAUUCUAUUCAUGUAUAAUUGUUGUAAAUACAGUGUUUGUUUUUACUGUUUUGGUCUUGUGCCUCAAUUAUUUGAAAGAACUGGUGAACUUUGGAGAUAUUUUGUGUGAAUUUUCAAUAGUUUGACCCAAAACUGAUCCUAUUUCUUAUUGUAUAAUCUUUAGUGAGUAGGUGACUGCAAUCAUUCAGCCCAUCGCAGAAUUGAUUUAGUUUAUUUGACAAUACUUGAUUUGGAAAUAUGUAGACUUUUUAUUUAGGGCAAACUAUCGAUCACACUACUAAAAUAAUUGGAGUGAGACUUGAACGCAUAACUUGCUGUAUAUUUUAUGACAAACAACGUGGAUGCCUUAGAAAUGUAUUUGUUACACGGAAACAUGCAUUUUCUAUUAAAAACAAAGGCACAACUGAAA
Messenger RNA from Anarrhichthys ocellatus (wolf-eel), 1481 nucleotides. RefSeq names its product TAF11 RNA polymerase II, TATA box binding protein (TBP)-associated factor (gene taf11). The record is from RefSeq and is a predicted model, not a curated record. Gene Ontology annotation, molecular function: protein heterodimerization activity; RNA polymerase II general transcription initiation factor activity. Gene Ontology annotation, cellular component: transcription factor TFIID complex; nucleus. The transcript is spliced from 6 exons. Bases 258 to 863 code for a protein of 201 amino acids. Gene Ontology annotation, biological process: RNA polymerase II preinitiation complex assembly; transcription initiation at RNA polymerase II promoter. NCBI's taxonomy places the organism in Eukaryota, Metazoa, Chordata, Actinopteri, Perciformes, Anarhichadidae.